Molecule: messenger RNA, 937 nt
Organism: Entelurus aequoreus (snake pipefish)
Lineage: Eukaryota; Metazoa; Chordata; Actinopteri; Syngnathiformes; Syngnathidae
Product: phosphatase and actin regulator 1-like
Exons: 7
Coding region: 26-700 (224 amino acids)
Biological process (GO): stress fiber assembly; cell motility
Molecular function (GO): actin binding
Source: RefSeq, a predicted model, not a curated record
UGUAUUGCGCGCUGUUCCCACACUGAUGAUCGAUUGUGACAACAAAGAGAAUCUUCCAAACGAAGCAGAUUGCGAGGAUCUACCUGUUAUGUACGAGGACGACGAAGAAGACUUUGAAGAGGAGAACGAAGACGUGGACGACGAGAAGGAUGAGGACGAAGACGACGAUGAAGAUGAAACUUUGUUCAUAAGCACACUGGCCCUGAAGGUGUUACGAAAAGACUCUCUUGCAAUAAAACUGAGUAAUCGUCCAUCGAAAAGAGAGCUGGAAGAGAAGAACAUUCUACCGCUGCAGUCGCAUCAGGAGAGGCUUGAGUUUCGACAGCAAACUGCGACCAAACUCACCAGGCGGCUGAGUCAACGUCCAUCUGCAGAGGAACUGGAACAGAGGAACAUCCUGAAACCACAGAAUGAUACAGAUGAACAAGAGGAGAAGAGGGAGAUCAAGAAACAUUUGUCCAAAAAGCUCAGCCAAAGGCCCACAGUGGAGGAGCUGAGAGAAGCAAAGAUCCUCAUUCGGUUUAGUGACUACGUGGAGGUCGCAGAGGCUCAGGACUAUGACAGGAGAGCCGAUAAGCCCUGGACGAGACUAACAGCUGUGGACAAGGCUGCCAUAAGGAAAGAGUUGAAUGAAUUUAAAAGCACAGAGAUGGAAGUGCAUGAGUCGAGUCGUCACUUCACCAGGUUCCAUCGGCCAUAAACUGAAGUGGGAGCUUGGUGGUAUUUCUCCUCCCAUACCAGUGAACAGGAGUGAACACCCAUCGACUGCUCCAUGCUGCCCUUAUUCUGCGAAGCACCUCUCUGGUGGUCGCAGACAACUGGCAGGCUGCCGAAAGACGAUACCCUUCUGGAUUAGCAUCUUUUUUCAGUAGAGUUUUUAAAUUUCUUCAUCUUUGAAAAAAAAAAAAAAAAACUAAAUUUUUUUUAUGAUUGUGAA